Messenger RNA from Colletotrichum higginsianum IMI 349063, 1143 nucleotides. Its product is annotated as Cytochrome P450 52A11. Lineage: Eukaryota; Fungi; Ascomycota; Sordariomycetes; Glomerellales; Glomerellaceae. Gene Ontology annotation, molecular function: heme binding; iron ion binding; oxidoreductase activity, acting on paired donors, with incorporation or reduction of molecular oxygen. The record is from RefSeq and is a predicted model, not a curated record. The transcript has 2 exons. The coding region runs from base 1 to 1143 and encodes 380 amino acids.
AUGACACUCCUGCCAACGAUUCUCGACAAGACCAUGGUCUUCCUCCAACGUCUUGACGGCUUUUGUGAGACUGGCGAAGAAUUCCGCAUGGACGAAGUUUGCGGAGCACUCACGUUCGACAUCAUCGGUGCUGUUACCAUGGGAUUGGAUUUGAAAGCACAGGUUCCGGGCCAGCAUCAUGAGAUCGUGCUUGCUUUCCAACGGCUCCUGGGACCAUAUGUCAAUUACAGACGCCGAAACAUACCGUUUCUGAACUGGAGGAACGAGCGACGUCGCCGCCAGUACGGAAGCGAGCUGGACAGGCUGGUGAAGGGAAUCAUUCGGGAAAGCUACGGUCGGAUCAUCUCCAACAACGCGAAAUCGCGCGACGUGCUCGCUCUCAGUCUGGAGGGCACCGAAGAGCUCACCCCGGAGCUCCUACAGGUGACGAGCGACAACUUACGUUCGUUUCUGUUUGCCGGCCAUGACACGACCAGCAUUCUCUUGCAGUGGGCCAUCUACGAACUGUCAAGGUCUCCGCGACAACUCCAAUCUCUCUGCGCAGAGCUCGAGGAACUGCUGGGCAGCGACACGGAUCCCGCCGCGACGAGGGAGAAGCUUCUUCGUCAGCCGGACAUUUUGAACCAGAUGCCAUACACUGCAGCCGUCAUCAAGGAAACACUGCGUCUGUACCCGCCGGCGGGGUCGGUGCGCAUGUCUCCUCCGGGGACCGGCUUUCGGCUGAGACUCCCCAACGGAGAGUACAUUGCGGCCGAUGGGGUCUCCAUGAUGAUCUCCCCGGGUCAGCUGCAGAGGGAUCCGUCCGUUUACGGGGAGACGGCACACGACUUCCUGCCCGAGAGGUGGCUCAACGACGCAUCUAGCAUACCGGCCGGUGCCUGGAGGCCUUUCGAGAGGGGCCCGCGGGGCUGCAUUGGUCAGGAACUUACAAACAUUGAAGCCAAGAUCAUCUUGGCGUGCGUGGCGCGUCGGUACAGCUUCGUCAAAGUUGGACUUGGAGAGCUGGAGCUGGAUGAGAAGGGGAGUCCGAUCACGGAUGAACGAGGGUAUUUCAAGACUAAAUCCACUCUUUUCAAUAGCACUCAGAUCAUCGCCAAACCUGUGGACCGCACAGUGAUGAAAGUUAGGUUCAGGCAGUAUUAG